CGCAGUUUAAGUAUACCUGUACAACCGCAAUUUUUCGGAAACUGCGAAAGAGGUGUACCUAUAUAGAGAAAUCGUACGUAUUCAACGCAAGCCAAGGCCAUUCGGUGAUGAUCGCACAGUAGGUGAAUAGAGUGCAGGUUAAGUGUGUGGUGCGCCCACGGCCAAACAAAAGAAAAGAUGGAUCUACCGGCCACCCAAGCCUUCGACGAGGACGACUUCAUGGCCACGCAAAGUUGUCCAGUUAACGACGAUGACGAAGAAAUAUUGGUUGCCACUUUAAGUGUCAAUGGUGUGCUACACUCAAUUUAUCCGGGAACUACGACGAUCGGAAGGAGUCCAGUAAACAAAAUAACUUUAAACGAUGAGACAGUCUCCAAAAUUCAUGCAGAAAUCGAAGCAGAAUCUUCAAAUAGGUGUAUUUUUAUAAAAGAUAAGGGUUCUUCCAACAAAACAAGGAUAAAUAAGUUAAAGCUAAAACCUAAUUUAGCAUAUCAAAUAAAACAUAAAGACCUAUUGUCUUUCGGAAAAGUUGUGGCUACCUUCAAAGUGCACCAUGCCAUGGACGACUCGUUAAACAACGCACCCCAAGUCAAAGUCAACAAAUCAAUCAUUCCUGAUACUCCAGAAUCUUCAAUCAACGCUUCCGCCUCGGAAAGCGAUGUUUCAGCUAUACCUGGCACGCAAGCGGAAGAUAAUGAUUCGCCGUUCCGACGUCCAAGCUUACCACCCCGCACUCCCACGAGUAAUAAAGAGCACAAUAUCCCUGGAAUUGCAGCCUUCAGUGCCAAUGAUCUUCCAUCGCCGUUGGCUACAGAUAAGAAAGACACUACCACUGACAAAGCUGCAGCUUCAAGAUACUCAACUAGUGACACCAAAGAGAUGACUGAUAAUGAUAGUGCAUGCAAUUCGACUCUUAAUUCUUCUCGGUUGCGGAAAAGUUUCAAUGUGGAUCAAUCGGAAAGUGUGGAAGAGGAGGAUAUUUUUGAAAUGGAAACUCAGAGGCCAGACAGUCAUAAUGAUAUCGUGGAUGACUUUGAAAAUCUGGCAACACAACCAUAUGAGCGUAGAAAAUCUAACUCUGCAAGAAAAUCAAUGCACAACGUCUCUGUUUAUAGCGCAGAAACUCAAAAGGUCACGAACGAAGCUAACAUUUCAAACAGAAGUCUCGAUACACCCAAGUCCAGGAAAUCUUUGUUGGACAAACUAAAUGACGUAUCCAUAUACAGUGCUGAGACUCAAAAAGCUGCAUCUGAGACCUUUGAAGAUAUGGAGACUCAACCAGAUGAAAAAGUCGUUGAAGGUCGAAGACAGUCGGUGGAUUCACAUACUCAUGAUGUAGAGUUGAAGAAGGCCAUAUCUGAUAAAUCAAUUGAAAACGACUUGGAGGAUCUAGCAACUCAAUCGUUUAUAGCUGUUGAAUCUAGCACGCCUCAAGCUCAUUCAAAAAAUUCAUCCGAACCAGCAAGUGCCACUAAAAUUCAGAAACCUGUCAGCACCAUGAUGUCGAUAGAGGAUAUGCAAACCCAAAGCUUCGAAGAUGAAAUAUCAAAUAAAUCUGAAACGCCAAAUGUCUCAACAAAAAAAUCCAGUGGUAAAUCAUCGAUUGCACCCAUAGCUGAGAAAUCGAUGUCAGACAUAUCAAUUGAAGAUCUUGAAACUCAGGAGUUUGAAGCUCCGAAAGAACAUACUUUUAAAACACCAACUAGACCAAUAAGAUCUUAUUCGAGAACUCCCAAAGUUCAAGAACGUGUGACUGAAGCCUCCUUAGAAGAUGUGGAAACACAACGUUUUGAGGAUUUGAAAUCAGAUAAUUUGGAUGCGUCAAAUGUAUCCUCAAGAAAAUCUACAGGUGAUUCACCUAUUACCUCUAAUGUUGAUGAACCUGACGCUUCAAUUGAAGAUGUGGAAACUCAGCAAUUCGAGGAAGAGGCAACGCCCACCAGGCCAACAAGGAAAUCACUGAGGACUGCUAAAUCACGUCAAUCCAUGCUUGAAGCAUCAGUAGAAGAUGUGGAAACGCAACGAUUCGAGGACGGAGAGCCAGGUGAUUCGAAUGUAUCCACGAGAAAAUCCAGAGGUGAAUUAUCGAGUACCGCAGAAGAAGAAAAAUCAAAUGUUUCAUUAGAAGAUGUCGAAACUCAGCAGUUCGAGGUGGAGACAACACCUGUCAGACCAACAAGAAAAUCGUUAAAAACUCCUAAAGAACAGCAGCCUCUGCUUGAUGCAUCGGCAGAUGUGGAAACCCAACGAUUUGAGGAACAAGAGUCCGAUGAAUUUAGAGCUUCAAAUGGGCCCUCAAAAAUAUCCAGUGGGGAAUCAUCAUAUACAUCCAAAGACGUACAAUCUGCUGAUUCGAUAGAAGAUGUAGAAACUCAACAAUUUGAAGAGGAAGUAACACCUACGAGUCCAACAAAAAAAUCUCUAAAUACCUCACAAGAUGUUGAAUCUACUGAUUCUAUGGAAAAUGCAGAAACUCAACAAUUUGAGGAGGCAACACCCGUUAAACCAACAAGAAAAUCGCUGAGGACUCCAAAGUCUCGGCAAGCCACACUUGAAGCAUCGAUAGAAGAUAUGGAAAUCCAACAAUUUGAUUCUGAUUCUGAAUUUAGAUCUCCAAUUGCACCCGCCAGGAAAUCUCAUAUCAAAUCACCAAGCACUCCUAAACCUGAAAAUUUAAAAUCAGAUGAGCCAAUGGAAGAGGCAGAAACUCAACAACUUGAAGAGGAAAAUCAAGAUAAUGUCAGUUCUCCAACUAAGUCUACGAGGAAAUCGCUGAGGAUAUCUAGCUUUUCCAAACCUACAGCAGACGCAUCGAUCGAAGAUAUGGAAACGCAGCAAUUCGAAGAUGAAAAGUCGCACACUUUUGAAACGCCAAGCAGACCAUCGAGAAAAUCCAGUUUAAAGCAGAAGAGUACCCCUCAAGUUCAGAAAAAUGCACCACUUGCAUCAGCGGAUGAAACUUUGGGAGAUCUGGAAACUCAGCAUUAUGAAGAGAAGUCGAAUACUACCAGCAGAAAAUCUACCGUUAAAUUUAUUGGAAAUGCUGUUGCGGAUGAAAAUGUACAAGAUCUUGAAACGCAGCCAUUUGUUUCAGACAAGAGCAUGAAAUUCAUAGACGAAACCAUUAAUGAUAUUGAAACGCAGCCUUUUGUUAGCAGAAAAUCAGCCAGUCGAACACGUGCUUCUGUUAAAGAUAUCAAUGAGUCUACAAGUGAGACCGACAGUCCAAAAAACAAAACUAAUGGUAGAAAAUCAAGCGAAACUCUUGAUGAGUCCAAAAAAGAUUUACGGGCUUCUGGCUCGUUUUUAGAGGAUCAAGUAAAUAAUAAAUCAAGUUCUGUGGAUCAAGAUCAUGAAACAGAUGAGGUACAAGCUAAAGAAAGACAAACUUCCAAGGUUAACAAGUCAGCAGUAACUUUGUCUAAUGAGGAUGAAACUGUUGAAUCAAAUGUAGUCAAUAGAGUUGAAGACACCCCAAAAGAACCUAUUGCCACGGAAAGAGAAGACGAAGAAAUGUUUUGCUCGCAGAGUAUUUUUGAUGACAUUCCAUUCGACUUUGUACCAAGAGAGCCUGAAGAAGAGGAUGUUGUAGCAACACCUGAAAGAAGUGUGGAAAAAAGUAGAGAAGAAAAUACUUAUGAUGGUGAAAAAAAGCUAGAGGAGAGUCUGCAGCAACAGGACGAGUCGAAAGCAGUAUUGGAUGACUCUGAUAUCGAAACGGAUGAGGAAGGCGUUUUUUCAAAUUCACAUUCAAAAGAGAAUAAAUCUGAAAAAUGCUCUCCAGUUGAGGAAGAUGGUGACUCAGUAACAGAUGAAGAAGGGAUCUUUUCCAUGCGGUCGUCAAUGGAAACCGCCAAAGGCACAACUGCUGAUGAAAACAACACGAGCACCCAUGAAAAAACAGAUAGUAAUAAUAAGAGCAGUUCAGAAACGGAUGAGGAAGGUAUUUUUUCGAGUCAUCUGUCAAAAGACGAUGACUCGCCUACUAAUACGGACGGUAAAAAUAUCGGUCGUAAGUCCAAAGAAACCGACAAAGAGAAGGCUGUUUUUUCAAAUAAAUCGGCUCGGAAAUCUAGCAUCAAAACCAAUCAAAGCAUUAACGGAAAGACCGAGGAUAAGAUCUCCGAUUCAGAAUCUGAUGAGGAAGAACAGUUGUUGAACGCAUCAAAGAGCAACACUUCAGCAACAGAAAAAGAAGUUAAGAACAACUCCAGACAAGCUGACGAGUCGCACGAAAAAGACGUAUUGUCUGACUUGGAAGAAGACAUUUUCGAAGAAGACGUCGACCAGGAAGAGGACAAAGAGCAGCAGACAACAGAAAAAAGUUUAAAGAAAUCCGAGUCCGAAGAUGACAUGGCUUCAAAGGUGGGUAAUGUAUCAUCCUUAUGCUUUAAAAAUGUUGACAGGAAAUCGGUUAGUAUUAAGAAAAAAGAUGAAAAAAUUGACGAAUUGGCGCCUAUGCAACUGCUGGAUACCGUGCCAUUAGAAACUGAAGACAUGGACCUCUGUCCUACUCAAGUAAUUAGCCAUGAUUGCGUCACUCCUCCGCGAAAUCGCAAGUCGAUCGACGAACUAACGCAGAUCGCAGAUUCGAGUGCCGAUCUAGACAGCUACUUUGUCGCUCCCACGCCGAUCCCGCCGAAAAAAAAAUAUGCUCUGGAGAAGCCUUCCGUUUCGGAUGACGAACUUGAACUGGCGCCGACUCAGAAAAUCGAUCCCAACAACUCGCAAUCGUUCCGCACGCGAAGACCCACAACUCUCGUCGGGGACGAUAUUAAUAUGGAGACGAUUCAAAGGGUGGAAGACAUCGAGCUGGAGCCUACGCAAAUUAUUGACACGCAGACGAUUCAAGCCACCGACCCUGGUUUUGAGGAUGUUUACUUGGCUCCAACUCAAAAAAUGUCCCAGAGAGGCAGCGUUACCAGCAAAUCUGUCGAGGAAGAUGAUCUCGAAUUGGCACUAACUCAAAAAUUGAACACCGAGUUUCUGGAGCCUACGCAGCUCACUGACUCUAGUUCAAAAGAUACUCGCAAAAGUACAGUUCACACAACUGUGUCGGCCAGGGCAGAAACGAGACCGUCGUUGGGUUCGUUGAAACGACAGCGCGAGGAAUUGUCAAUCAGCGCCAGUACCAAGAAAAUAAAGCUAACCAGCGACCAAAGCUCAACGCUAGAUUUCGACAGUACUGUAGAAUACAAUCUUAAUCGACUGUUCGAAGGGCCAGAGGAAAGACAAGUAUUUGAAGAGGACUCGUCACUGCUGACCCAGCAGCUGGAAAACAUUCUAGAAUCCAGUCAGAUCGAAGAGGUCAGUCCAAAAAUUGAUUUGAGGAAACUGCUGCCAUCCCCAACGUUGGGAUCGAGGCGAAAUAAGUCGCGGAGAAGGGCUUGUCGCGCAAUGCGGCCAGUGAACAAAUUAUCCACUUCUGCAUCUUUUUCGUCAUCGGGUGAGUCGAAGGAAAAAUCAACCGAUCCGGACGACUCGAUAGAAAAAAACCUCAAUUCUCUGUUCGAGGAAAGCGUCAACAACUUCGAGGCUCUAGAGUCCGAUGAAUUGAUGAUGACUCAGCAGCUGAAAAAUAUUCUAGCCUCUCAAGACGACGAUCAACUCAAGGACGAAAAAAUUGUGGAUAAGAUGUCGAGUGCCGAGAAAAAACGGCACAGGUUAAGCUUAUCUGCGAGCACUCCAAGAGGUGGUGUUAGUAAGAAUGCAAUCCGCGGAUCUAGAUUAUCUGUCGUGCGAGCGGUUUUCGAUAAAAGCAAAGCCAGCCCAUCGGUGAGUGACGCGAGUCUACUGUCGCAAAACGAAUACUUUGCGAAACUCAAGUCCAAGCGCAAAACCAACGUCAUAUUUUCCCAGUCACCGGAUUUACAACAAUCGCAAGCCAGCCCAUCGGUGAGUGACGCGAGUCUACUGUCGCAAAACGAAUACUUUGCGAAACUCAAGUCCAAGCGCAAAACUAACGUCAUGGAUUUGUCGUCAACGGACGACGAAGCAACGGCGGAGCCAGCGUUGUCCACCGAAAGCGAACGGGAUGUGGUGUACCGGCGAGGAAUGUUGGGCUUCUCCUCCGACCUGAUGCCCGUCAAAACGACAAAUCGCCUUCCCUUUCUACAAGACACGAGCAAGCCGUUCAGUGAUACCCAAUCCGACAACGACGAAACGCUCGAGCGAUGCCAGAUUUACAGCAUCAGGAAGAGCUUGAACUCUCCGUCGGCCCUCGAGAGCGAAAAGGAAAUCGUGUACCGGCGAGGAUUCAAAGGUUUCAGCACCGACAAGAGGCCAGAGAACACUUCGAGUCGCGUUCCCUUCAUUCGAGACAAGGGCAAACCGUUCAGCGACAGCCAAUCAUCCGAAGCCGAGGAGUCGCUACAGCGAAGCCUCUCCAGCAGCAGUGGCAAGAAGCGCUUUAACCUCAGCCUCAAAAACGUCGAUCUCAAUGGAUCGCUAUCGUCUCUGUACAGCGACCACGAGGCAGACACGAAACCAAAGUCACAGUCGCCGUGCAAGUCUCAGCGAGGAUCUACGAGUAAACCAGUACCCGGCAAGAAGGCGCGAGAACGCGUGACCCUUGGCUUCGACGACUCGGGCAAUCCAGUCUCUUGCGAGGAGCUGUCGUCGCCCACCAAACAGGUCGGUAGUAGCCAAGCAAGUAGAAUAAAUGUAAGAUCCGACGACAAGAACAACGACGACGCAGACGACGGUAACAACGACGACUUUGCCUCGGCAAGCCAAUUAAGCACGAAGAGCACGGGCUCGAGGUACGGUCGCGCGGAUGAAGACAGCGACGAUGACUUUUUGAAAAAUAUGCCGGCAAUCAAGGUCGCCGGGACGGCUGACUGUCCGCCCACCAAUUCCCAGCUGGCCGCGCCCAGCGACACUGAAGACCUCGAGUCUAUAUCCUCCGGGGACAACGAGAUUCCUGCCAAGUGGAACUGGUACGCCCAGAAGCGCUUUGACCUCAUCUACUACAAAAAAUUGAACGAGACGACGAAAGAUGAGGACGAGAACGAGGAGAGCGAAGGAGAGGACAGGGUCAACAAAGAUAAGAUCGACAAGCAGCCAAGCCCCCGCAAACCGACAGUCGAUGAGAUACUAGCGCGCUUCGAAUCGGACAACGCAGGGCGCAAAUCCCGCAAAAUCAAAAUCUCGGACAGCGAAGUGGAAGCCCACAAUAGCUUGCGCCGCUCGUCCCGGCUGUCGAGCUUCUUGGAAAGCUCGCACCAUUCCAGCCUCGAGGAGCCGAGUUCGAGCUUCUUGAGCCAGAAGUGUAGAGCCGGCGAAAGUAGCAACGAGUCGGACGAGGACAACGGCACCGUGUCGAGGCGCAUCAUCCCAAAGUACAAGCCCCUGAAGCCGGUAAACUUCGAGGCUCAGUUCGCAUCUGCGCUUGUCGAUGACGAAGAAGACUCGGACGAGGAGUUCGCGGAGCUGCGAAAAAAGUGCGUGCAAAUGCUCGCGGUCAAGAGCGCCUACUCCAAUCCGAGCACGAGCAAACGACAGGUGCCGGCGGAGAGUGGCUCGUCUCUGUCGUCGUCGUCGAGGCGACAGAGGCGCCCGCAAAAGACUUUAACGAGCACGACUCCUACUGCUACCACGACGACCAAGACGACUAAUAAACGUGUCUGGAGCUGCCGCUGGGAAAAGGAAGUCGAGCCCAAAGACAGCGACGCGGACGACGAAGACGACGACGACGACGACGACGACGACGACGACCACCACCACCACACGCACGCCAGGCCGUCUGUCGCUCGUGCGCGCCGACAAAGGCCAGCCAAGCGUGGACGGCAGUGCAGGCAAAGCGAGUAACCACGAGAACCAGCCGCCAAAGGGCGACGAGAGCUUAGCUGCCGAGGCCGACAACACCGGCAACGAUCGUCAGGUCAA
Molecule: messenger RNA, 7887 nt
Organism: Copidosoma floridanum
Lineage: Eukaryota; Metazoa; Arthropoda; Insecta; Hymenoptera; Encyrtidae
Molecular function (GO): protein binding
Source: RefSeq, a predicted model, not a curated record